Molecule: messenger RNA, 550 nt
Organism: Brassica napus (rape)
Lineage: Eukaryota; Viridiplantae; Streptophyta; Magnoliopsida; Brassicales; Brassicaceae
Product: asparagine synthetase [glutamine-hydrolyzing] 3-like
Exons: 2
Coding region: 46-327 (93 amino acids)
Cellular component (GO): cytosol
Molecular function (GO): asparagine synthase (glutamine-hydrolyzing) activity
Source: RefSeq, a predicted model, not a curated record
GCAGAUCAGGCCUGACAUCGAAAGGAUGGGUGUUACGCAUUGCUUAUGAUGAUAAGAAGAAUCCUUAUCUACCGAAGGUUUUCAAACAGAGCCAUCUUUGGAAAAUUCUUCCCUAAGAGCGCUGCUAGAGCUACUGUGCCAGGAGGUCCAAGUGUACCAUGUAGUACAGCGAAGGCUGUGGAAUGGGACGCUGCUUGGUCACAGAACCUUGACCUGUCGGGUUGUGCGGCUCUUGGAGUUCAUGUUGCAGCUUAUGAGGAAGAUAAAGCCGAAGGUACCCGUCCUAAGAAGCUACAGGCAGAGAAAACUGCAGAAGGCAUUGUUUGAGGAUUAAACAAGGUUUAUAACGAAUGUUUGCAUCGCACAUUUCUCUUAUUUUCUCAAAAGACAAUACUUUAUCAUCUUCCGUAGGGUCAAUAAGUGCCAAUAAGUUGUCUCUUUAACUUUAGGAGUUUCUGAGGAUGUACCUAAGUUUCUGGUGAUUUUCUAUUUGUUUUCCUGAAUAUGAAUCUUUCUUCUGUUACAAAGUUUCAACUUUUUUUUUUCUGUA